This is a messenger RNA of Penicillium subrubescens, 1152 nucleotides long. RefSeq lists its product as uncharacterized. The coding region runs from base 1 to 1152 and encodes 383 amino acids. NCBI's taxonomy places the organism in Eukaryota, Fungi, Ascomycota, Eurotiomycetes, Eurotiales, Aspergillaceae. The transcript has 5 exons. The record is from RefSeq and is a predicted model, not a curated record.
AUGGUGAUGACUUUGCUUCAUCGCCGAAUAUUAUGUAGAUGGGCUUUACGGAUCUCCCUCGAGGCAUCUUUCUCAAGCAUCAAUGGGGCGGGGGGCUUCUCUAUCAGUCCCAAAUUUGAAUUUCGUGCUAUUGUGCCCAUCCAUUCUGAGGUAUCCUCCGCACUUUCCGGUGCAGAGAAGAGUUUGAAGUCUCGGGAUGUCUCUGCUGUCAUUAAGGAUGCCCAGAGGGCUUUGUUUGAAGCAUUUCGUGGAGGCAAGGCAUCGAAAUCGGAUGCUCUUGGAAACGGCGAUACUAUUCUGCAUGUCGUAACAAGAUGGCAAGGUCACAGCUAUCGGUGGGAUCCACGUUCACGGCUUACCUGGCGUUCGGUCAUCAACAGCCUCUUGCAAGCAAGCCUCUCUCCGAACCGUCCCAAUGAUCGCGAUCAGACCCCUGCUGACAGCAUGAUCGAUUAUAUUGGUCAUGAAGGCGGCGACAUGAACAAGCAACAAGUGGAUGGGCGUAGGAACGAUCAUUUGUUCGAAGACUUCAGCUUCCGUCUUAUUUGGAAAAUUGCCGAUGAAAAGGGACUUCAAGACAUUGAUCUCCCAGAAGAGAUGCAGCCUCUCGUGUACAAAUCAGGGAAGCUUCUGGCUGCACAACUAAGAAAAGGAACUGAUAUCCAUCGAUGGAUCGAAAGUUACACUCGUUGGGGGCCUGGCUUGGCCUUGAUUCUCCAGUCUGGCUACACACCACCUGUGGGCGCCGAGGCGUUUACAGGAUUAGCAGAGGCGCACUUACCGAGGGGAGUUACAGACCAACUAUGCAUCGGAAUCGAUACACUUCAGAAUGUCAAUGCGUAUGAAGCAUACACACUACUUGCCGCGACUUCUGCAAAUUUGGAAGGUCUCUCAGAGCGUCCUCGGUGGUCCGUCUUCGACUGUGUCGGUGUCAAUCUUGAUCUGGCAGAUCAGCUAUGGGACUCGGGUUUCCGAGACGUGAAUGCAAUAGAUAAGAAGAACGAGACAUGUCUCACCAAGUUGUGGGAGAACACCCCGCCAUGUGACUUGGAUGUCUUUCUACAGAAGGCUCACUGGUUAAUCAGCAAAGGUGCUGAUAUUCGUACCACAACUCCUCUGGAUCAGCUUUGCAUGCCUUGGGAAACAGUGUAG